AGAGAAAAUAGAAAGUUUACAGGUCACAACUGGUGAUGCCCAUGUGUGAGUUUUAUAUCCACUACGAACGACGAGCAUAGCUGAAUGCUGAGCUGGGCAAAAAAAACAAAAGCUGAUUUCAAUGAACAGUUAUGAAAGAAAAAUAGAAAAUCACCUCUCACCACCACCAAUCCCAAUUCACCAUCGAUUCUUAUUCCUCGACCUUCACAGUUCACACUUCACAACACUUUGCUCUUUUCUCCAACUACACAUAUCUCUCUUCUCUCUCUCUUUCUCUCUGCAAAAAUAACUGCCACAGUCACUGCUCUAAGUCGCUAACUAACUGACUAAUCCACUCACUCACACAACAUGAGCGUCAUUCUAUCAUGCCAGCGCUCCACAAUCUUAGCUCACAAAACUUCUCCGUUAUUUCUUCACAUGUUCCGUUUCAGAUUCAAACCUCACCGUUCCAGAUUCUGCUGUUUGCUCGACCAGAUCGCCGUCUCCGACAAUGUCAUCGCCGCUGCUGCCAAGGCCGCCACCACCUCCGCCUCUCUCCACGGCGCCGUUUCCUCGGCCAUCACGCAGGUCGCCGUCACCGCUGUUGCAAUUGCCUCCGGAGCUUGCCUUUCCACCAAGGUUGAUUUCUUGUGGCCUAAAUUGGAGGAACAACCAGGUACCGUUGUUCAGGAUGGAGUGGAAAUUACAGGCUACCCUAUAUUUAAUGAUACAAAGGUUCAGAAGGCUAUAGCUUUUGCAAGAAGAGCGCAUCGAGGCCAGUUCCGGAAGACUGGAGAUCCUUACUUAACACACUGUAUCCAUACUGGAAGAAUUUUGGCAGCGUUGGUUCCAUCAAGUGGUAAAAGAGCUGUGGACACAGUUGUGGCGGGUAUUUUACAUGAUGUGGUUGAUGAUACUUGCCAAAGUCUGCAGGACAUCGAGGCAGAGUUUGGUGAUGAUGUGGUCAAGUUGGUCGCUGGUGUUUCAAGGUUAAGUUACAUAAAUCAGCUGUUACGCAGACAUCGAAGGGUAAAUGAGAACCAGGGUGUCCUUGGCCAAGAAGAGGCGAGUAAUUUGCGAGUGAUGCUUUUGGGAAUGGUUGAUGAUCCACGUGUUGUGCUCAUCAAGCUUGCAGAUCGUCUUCACAACAUGAGAACCAUUUACGCUCUGCCAUUACAUAAGGCUCAAGCUGUCGCAGAGGAGACCUUAAUUAUUUGGUGCUCACUUGCUUCAAGAUUGGGUCUAUGGGCGUUGAAAGCUGAAUUGGAAGAUCUUUGUUUUGCUAUUCUUCAGCCUCAAACAUUUCAGAAGAUGCGAGCUGAUCUGGCUUCCAUGUCCACCCCUGCUAACAAAAUAGUAAAUCCAAGAAGAUUCUCUGUAAAAGGUAAUUUGAUACCUACGGAUGAGAACAGUUCUCUCUACAAUGAAUCCUUGACAUUCAAUGAGGAUGUCUCAAGUAUAAAGGACCUUUUGGAAGCUGUAGUCCCAUUUGAUGUUUUGUUAGAUCGGAGAAAACGUGCUAACUUCCUAAGUACUAUGGAGAAGAAUAAUUCAGAGACAUGCCUGAAACCGAAGGUUGUUCAAGAUGCUGGGUUAGCUUUGGCAUCAUUGGUAAUUUGUGAGGAAGCACUUGAGCGAGAAUUGAUUAUAUCAGCUUCUUACGUUCCAGGAAUGGAAGUCACAUUAUCAAGCCGAUUAAAAAGCCUUUAUAGUUUAUAUAGCAAGAUGAAACGAAAGGAUAUAAGCAUUGAUAAAGUAUAUGAUGCACGUGCAUUACGAGUAGUCGUGGGAGACAAAAAUGGAACUUUACAUGGACCUGCAAUUCAGUGUUGCUAUAAUCUUCUUGACAUUGUACACAGGCUUUGGACUCCCAUAGAUGGUGAAUUUGAUGACUACAUCAUUAAUCCAAAACCUAGUGGCUAUCAGUCCUUGCACACUGCAGUACAAGGUCCUGAUAACUCAGCCCUUGAAGUACAAAUAAGAACACAGAGGAUGCAUGAGUAUGCUGAACAUGGACUUGCUGCACAUUGGCUGUAUAAGGAAACUGGAAAUCCUUUGUCAUCAAUAGACAGCAUGGAUGAACCUGAAACAGAAGAAUCCUAUUUCUCCAAGGAUAUAGAAGAUGGGAAUUCUUCGGAUAUUUUGUUAAGUAAAUAUAGGUCAUUGAAGCCUGGACAUCCAGUCCUCAGGGUAGAAGGAAGUCACUUACUUGCUGCUGUAAUCAUGAGUGUUGAAAAGGAUGAAAGAGAAUUGUUAGUUGCUGUCAGCUUUGGGCUUGCAGCUUCUGAAGCAGUAGCUGACAGAAGAUCUUCUUUCCAGAUUAAGCGAUGGGAAGCUUAUGCACAACUAUACAAAAAGGUGUCUAAUGAAUGGUGGUUUGAACCAGGACAUGGGGAUUGGUGUACUUGUUUAGAGAAGUACACACUAUGUCGAGAUGGUAUGUAUCACAAGCAAGACCAGUUCGGCCGCCUAUUGCCAACUUUCAUCCAAGUUAUCAAUUUCACUGAGCAAGAAGAAUCUGAAUAUUGGUCUGUGGUGUCUGCUGUCUUCGAGGGCAAGGAGGUGGAUUGUAUUACACCUCGUUCAAAAUUUGACUUCCUUGCUUCAACUUCGGUAGAAGCUAGCAUCAACAACAAGGUACAACUUUUGAGAACAAUGCUUUCGUGGGAAGAACAGUUGCGCUCUGAAGUAAGUAUCAAGCAAACAAAGCUUAGUGCAAAGCCUUAUGGUCUUUCUGGUUCUCUUAAUAUUGGAGAAGUGGUAAUCAUAAGUUGGCCCCAUGGUGAUAUUAUGAGGUUAAAAGCUGGUAGCACUGCUGCGGAUGCUGCCCAAAGAGUUGGUUUGGAGGGAAGGCUGGUUUUGAUUAAUGGCCAGUUAGUACUCCCCAAUACCGAGCUAAAAGAUGGCGAUGUUGUUGAAGUAAGAAUCUAAUCCAUUCAUUCACAAUUCACACAUAUUGACAAAGAAAUUGUAAAUAGUUAUUCAUGGGUUGUAUGUGGUUAAGGUAGAUGGUGCAGAAGUAGGCAGGUCUGUCUGAAAAAUAUAAUAAAAUAGGGUUGGGUGGGGAUUUAUUUUGUUACAUCGUGUAAUUUCAAAAAGUUGAGCUUAAUUCCAAAUAUGCUCUGAUAGUCUGAUAAGUGAUAACUGAUAACUAUAUUACCAUUGUAUAAUUAGUUAA
Molecule: messenger RNA, 3157 nt
Organism: Arachis duranensis
Lineage: Eukaryota; Viridiplantae; Streptophyta; Magnoliopsida; Fabales; Fabaceae
Exons: 18
Coding region: 349-2910 (853 amino acids)
Biological process (GO): guanosine tetraphosphate metabolic process
Cellular component (GO): chloroplast
Source: RefSeq, a predicted model, not a curated record